CCGCCGGCGCCGCCGCCUUCCACCGUCCCCGCCGCUGCCCAGGCCUUCAUCCACUCUGGUCAACCCGCCGCUACUAAGCCCAGCCCCUCCAUCCGCCGCCCGCCUGCAACUCCUCCUCACGGUGAACAGAAGAUGCCAGAAGCUGAGUGGAACGAUGAGCACACUACACUUAUCUGCGAACUCUUUGUUGAGCAAGUUCGGGCUGGAAAUCGACCAAAUACUCAUAUCAAUAACACUGGUUACAGCCUAGUUGCACAGAAGUUUGAACAAAGAACACAGUUACUUUAUACGAAGACACAACUUAAGAAUAAAUGGGAUAAACUCAAGAGAGAUUACAUCAACUGGAAGGAAUUGCUUGCAAGGGGCGCAGGUUUGGGUUGGAACAACGGAAAAGGAACAAUUGCGGCUGACAAGGAUUGGUGGAAGAAUACAUGUACAGAGUUGCCAGGUGCAAAAAAGUUCCGCAGAGCUGGAAUAAAAAAUGAGAAUCAUUUGAAAGUUAUGUUUGAAGAUAUUAUCAGUAGUGUUGUGGAUCAUUCUUCACCAGCAGCAGACAGUGUGCCAUCUGCUCCUGACAGCACCUUGAAUGUUGAGAAUCUUGAUAGAUCCGAUAAUAAUGUGGAAAGUUUCUCAGAAGAUAACCAUGUCAGUCAACUAGACCAUAAUGAUGUCACUCAGCUCGGCAAUAAUGAUGCCAUUCAGCAAAACCAUGACCCUCCCUCAAUUAGGAGCGAUGUGGAAGAGAGUCAUGGCACUCAACUAGACCGUCAUGGUGACACUCAGCUCGGCAAUAAUGGUGUCAUUCCGCUAAACCAUGAUCCCCCCUCAAUUAGGAACAAAAGAAGACCUAUUCAUGUUAAUACCAUGGAGAAUAAGAUAGGGGAAAGUAAGAGAAACAAGACGGAAACAGCUUUGCUCAUGCAAGCUCAGUUGAAGCGUAUAGUGGAGUUGGUUGAGGAAGCACAGUCCAUUUUUGAUAAGUUUUCUUCCCAAGCUGACUCUCCAAGAUCUGACAUUCAAGAUGUUAUGACAUUGGUUCGUGAAUGUGGAGCACGGAGUGGAAGUGAUGAAUAUUUCAUUGCGACUGAACUGUUUGUCAAUCUAGAGCAGAGGCAAAUGUUCUGUACUAUGGAAACAGCCGAAGAGCGUCUUGAAUGGCUUAGAAGAAAGUACAAUGCUAAGUACGGCUAAAUGAUCCUAGGAUUUAUUUUCUGUUAUAUCAAGCGUUUGUUGUCUUCAGCGUUCAAAACUUGUCAUCUUCUAGAUGCCAACAACUUAACAAUUAUGUAUUAGAACCUGACAACUCUUAUCUGUCCACCUGUGGUUGUAAAUCCUCAUUUCUGUAUGUGCAAAUGUCCUUUGGUGUUAAAUAUGCCAUACCUUCAGACCGUGUGGCAAAUGUAGUCAGCAGUGUCAAACCAAUGAUACACAAUAAGCUAUGUUGUACCUUCAAGACAAUGGUUUUCUAA
This is a messenger RNA of Lolium rigidum, 1469 nucleotides long. RefSeq lists its product as uncharacterized. Lineage: Eukaryota; Viridiplantae; Streptophyta; Magnoliopsida; Poales; Poaceae. The transcript has 3 exons. The record is from RefSeq and is a predicted model, not a curated record. Bases 133 to 1191 code for a protein of 352 amino acids.